Messenger RNA from Electrophorus electricus (electric eel), 978 nucleotides. RefSeq names its product glutathione peroxidase 1a (gene gpx1a). Gene Ontology annotation, molecular function: glutathione peroxidase activity. Gene Ontology annotation, biological process: response to selenium ion; hydrogen peroxide catabolic process; glutathione metabolic process. Gene Ontology annotation, cellular component: cytosol; mitochondrion. NCBI's taxonomy places the organism in Eukaryota, Metazoa, Chordata, Actinopteri, Gymnotiformes, Gymnotidae. The record is from RefSeq and is a predicted model, not a curated record.
UCGAGUUUUAUCUGUAGCUCUAAAGUAAAGUUGCGGCCAAAAUUCUGGCUGUUUGUCGUCUCUGUCGCCACGGCGGUACGUAACAUGGCUGGAAGUGUCAGGAAGUUUUAUGAUGUGUCCGCCAGACUCCUGUCUGGCGACAUGCUGCACUUUUCCUCAUUUAGGGGGAAAGUGGUGCUCGUUGAAAACGUGGCGUCUCUCUGAGGCACGACCGUCAGGGACUACACCGAAAUGAACGAGCUCCACUCCAGGUACUCGGACAAAGGGCUGGUGGUUCUGGGAGUGCCCUGCAACCAGUUCGGCCAUCAGGAGAAUGGCAAAAACGAAGAAAUACUCAAUUGCUUGAAGUAUGUCCGUCCAGGAAAUGGCUUCGAGCCUCACUUCCCACUCCUGGAAAAGGUCGAGGUUAAUGGCAAGGACGCCCACCCAUUGUUUGUGUUUCUCAAGGAGACGCUUCCCUUCCCCAGCGACAACCCCACUGCCCUGAUGACAGACCCCAAGUUCAUCAUCUGGAGUCCAGUCUGCAGGAACGACAUUUCCUGGAACUUUGAGAAGUUCCUAGUGGGCCCUGAUGGAGAGCCAGUCAAGCGCUACAGCAGGAGCUUCCCAACUAUUGAUAUUGAAGAAGACAUCAAAUUGCUCCUGAAGAAAGUGAAGUAAACCAUUCUGGUGUGUUAUCUUGGGGGCCUUCUGUGGUGGUGGGGAAGAAGAUAGUACCAGUAACAGUCAAGCCCUGUCCAAUCGCUUGUAACCACUGCCUCUAAUAACAGUUUGAUAGUUGGCUGGCUCUGCUGACUUUGGUAAAGUGCAGUUGUUAUUUUGGAUGUUUACUAUAUGAAGGCACCACUUGAAAUCUGUGAGGGGGGUGUCUGAUGUAAAUGUAAAUGCCUGUUAUUGACAGCAGUAAUUUAGCCUUGUACAGCAGAACUCAGCACUACUUCCAACUGCCUAAAUUCAAAUAAAACAUUCAAAAAUUUG